CCGCGACGGCGGCGGCGGCGGCUGAGGCCGGGGGAAGUGAAUGGUUUUACCCAGAGGGCCGUGCGCCGCCUUUCUCCGCUGGCCCCGGCGCGCCCGGCAGCUCCUCCCCGGCCAUGGCGUUCACUUUCGCGGCCUUCUGCUAUAUGCUGGCGCUGCUGCUCACCGCCGCGCUCAUCUUCUUCGCCAUCUGGCACAUCAUAGCAUUUGAUGAGCUGAAGACUGAUUACAAGAACCCUAUAGACCAGUGUAAUACCCUGAAUCCUACAGUUGAAAAGGUCAAAAAGAUUAAAAGAGUCAAAAUUGCACUAAAGCUUGUCCUUCCAGAGUACCUCAUCCAUGCUUUCUUCUGUGUCAUGUUUCUCUGUGCAGCAGAGUGGCUCACACUGGGUCUCAAUAUGCCCCUUUUGGCAUAUCAUAUUUGGAGGUACAUGAGCAGACCGGUGAUGAGCGGCCCUGGACUCUAUGACCCGACGACCAUCAUGAAUGCAGACAUUCUAGCUUACUGUCAGAAGGAAGGAUGGUGCAAACUAGCUUUUUACCUUCUAGCCUUUUUUUACUACCUAUACGGCAUGAUCUAUGUUUUGGUGAGCUCAUAGAACAACACAGAAGAAUCGGUCCAGUUAAGUGCAUGCAAAACGCCGCUGAUGAAGGGAUUCUAUCCAGCAAGGUCCUGUUCCCAAGAGUAGCCUAUGGAAUCUGAUCAGUUACUUUAAAAAUGACUCAUUUUUUUAAUGUUUCCACAUUUUUUGCUUGUGGAAAGACUGUUUUCAUAUGUUAUACUUGGAUAAAGACUUUAAAUGGAAUUACGUAUAAAUUAAUAUAAAAUGAUCACCUCUGGUGUUGACAGGUUGAACUUGCACUCUUAAGGAACAGCCAUAACCCUCCGAGUGAUUUCAUUAAUUACUGACUGCCCUGAGUCCUUUGGGAGCUUGGUGUAGAGGGCUUGUUGGGCUCCAAGAUAAAUUAGCUGUAGAUACGAGGUGCUUCUGGUGAACUGAAAAUGUAUGUCUGACUUGUGGGGAAGGCCGUGGGCUUCCGCACUGAUCGCUGUAGAUGAUUAUGUACGGACGUGGCAGUAGGAAGGGUGGGGUUUCCUUCCCUGUCGACUUGAAUAGUAUCCCUGUACAUUGCAUGAGAGAGGGUCUCCCUCCUUUCCAUCAGAGUAAUACACUUGCUUUAAUUCUUAAACAUAAGUGAUACAAACAUAUGCUGAAUUACCUGUAAAGAAUGCAUUUAAAGCGGUUUUAAAUGUAUUUUUAUUUGUAAGACAUUAUUUACUAAGAAAUUGGUUAUACUAUGCUUACUCUUCCAAUCCAGUGGUCGAGGUAUUCUUAAGAAUUUGCAAGUACUUUAGAUUUCCAAAGUGAAUGAGAGAACUGUGUAACCACCUGCUGUUCCUUCGGUGCAACCCAAUAAACUCUGAGAUGAAGAUG
Chionomys nivalis (European snow vole) is the source of this 1433-nucleotide messenger RNA. It is a transcript of the gene Cnih1, whose product is annotated as cornichon family AMPA receptor auxiliary protein 1. Bases 114 to 596 code for a protein of 160 amino acids. The record is from RefSeq and is a predicted model, not a curated record. NCBI's taxonomy places the organism in Eukaryota, Metazoa, Chordata, Mammalia, Rodentia, Cricetidae. The transcript is spliced from 6 exons. Gene Ontology annotation, biological process: vesicle-mediated transport.